Messenger RNA from Chlamydomonas reinhardtii, 742 nucleotides. RefSeq lists its product as uncharacterized. The record is from RefSeq and is a predicted model, not a curated record. Lineage: Eukaryota; Viridiplantae; Chlorophyta; Chlorophyceae; Chlamydomonadales; Chlamydomonadaceae. The transcript has a single exon. Bases 27 to 254 code for a protein of 75 amino acids.
UCCUACAAGCAUUGGUUGCAUCCAACAUGGCACAGGCGGCACAGCAGGCGCAUGCGUCGAGAGGCGGCGCGUCAGCGGCAGCGGGAGCGACUCCGCCGCCCUCGCUGCCGCAGCUGCCGUUCAUGCCACCUGGCAUGUUUCCCUUUCUGCCACAGUUUCCGCUAGUGAUGCCGCAGCCGCCAGCAGGACAGCCGCCGUUGCUGCAGCCGCCGGCGCCGCCGCAGUCGCCUGCACCGGGGGGCAGUGAGAACUAGACGUGCAUGGGCUGCGAGGGCGAAAUCGGCUCUGACAGGUGCAGGGAGCACUCGGGCCGCCGUUGCUGUGCUUGGAAACCGUGUGUGCCACCCAGGCGCAGCCUGUCACGGCGCGAAAUGAUAUGAACGGUUGGGGAUAGCAGGCCGUGGUGCUACGCUGCGGGCGCGGACCAGUGUUGCUGUCUCUGGAUGGAUUCGGUGGGUGCAAGCUCCCUCCACGCAGGAAGGAACUGUGAGGUGUGAACUCUAUGGGAAUGGCUGGAAAGACAGGCGUGUGUACAGAACUCACCGGGGAUUCGGGGAACAUGCCUGGGACUGGGAGCAUGGGUGCACGCAGGUGCGGGUUCAAAGGUUGCCCAAGGUUCCUUCCGCCCGGCGCGAGAAAGGCUGAGAGGCCUGAGCAUACAUGCAUGUACGCAUGCCAAAGUUAUGGCUGGAGGUUGCAAUGUCAAAGCGCUGUGACUUGUGAGUCGGCCACCGCAAUGGAC